ACCCUUCAAAUACAGGGAUAGUUUCAUUCCCUUCAUUUCAGCCAUAUCGUGAAAUAAAAUCACCCGCUGUAUCUUUAAGGUCGCGAAAUAAAAUGACAGGCCCGGUGUCUAAUCAGAAGACACAACCUAGGUAAGGCAGCGACCAAUCGCAGACAGCGGAGGGGAGGGAUGCGCAUCAGCCGUUUGAUGUGUGGUGUUGACACUAGAUGGGCACUGAAGAAAAAAAUUGCGUAUUUUUAAUUUAAGAAAUCGAAUUGACGUUUUCCGAUGCCGGAAUCCAAUACCUCUUCGGCUUUUAAACAUCCAGAAAACAUAACCCCCUCUAAUGAAAUCCAGGCGGGCAUUAAACAUGAAGAUGAUUCAACGACAGAAUCCUCAGACUUUCAGUAUCAGGGCUUUGCUCUGAAGGACUCGUCGGAGUCUGAUGAGGAGCUGGGGGACAGCAGACUGACCCGGAGGAAGGCAGGCGAGCUUCUGGCCUUCCUGCAGCAGGAAGAGGCCCCAACUGCGUCGGAGCAAGACUUCUACCGCGGGCUGCAGGUCCUGAAGGAGGCGCACAGACAGAGGCUGCUGGAGACAGGCCGACUCUACCAGCAGCACCUGUUGCAGGACUCCCUGGUCUCCUCAGGCAAUGAGAGGAAGACGGAACAGAGGGCAGACGUCGAAGACUUCUUCCAUCCCAGCGAGAGGCGAACUAUCCAGUCCACUUCUGGCAAAACAUCUUCUUUCAGGGAGGGAGGCCUGAGGAGAUCUUGCUCCCUUAGUGACCUCAGGUCCCAGGAAGCUGGAGGCUCCAGAGUCUCUCCUCAAACUAAAGGCUCCCAAAGGCCUGUCAGCACCUCUGCAGCCGGGGUUCGGAGUUUGACCGUUCCCCAGCCCUUCAACAUGACCCUCAGGGACGCCCAGAGGAGAUCCCAGCUGCUCCGAUCCAGAGUGUCGCAGGACCUGGAGAAGAGGCUGGCGGAGAGGAGGGAGGCAGAGGAAGCCGAGUGUCAGAAGCAGUUCCGUGCGGCGCCCGUCCCUGCUCACGUCUUCCUGCCCCUGUACCAGGACAUCACCGAGGCCCACGAGCGGCUGAGGAAGGCCGGCCUGCAGCAGAGGAAGGACUUCCUGCUGUCCAUGCAGAGACCCUUCAGCUUCUUGCAAAGGGAGGAGAAAAAGAAGGAGGAGAUGAAACAGCAGCUGCAGGCCAGCAGCCCGGCCUCACAGAAGGACGACAAGAAACCAGCAGCAAAGAAGACUAUCCCUAAGGCCGUCCAGGACCCAGGAGUCAGCGAACAUCUGAAAGAGGAAGAACUUUACAGGAAGAUCCGUAUCCAGAUGAGAGCCGCAGACAUGCUGAAAAGCUCCUCGGCGCCCAUUGAGAUCCAGCCCCAGAGAAAAGACCAGGAGAAGAGCUGUGGGAUACGGACCAGGAGGAAGGCCCUGGGAUUCCUGGAGGAGAAGCCCAGCUUCCAGCCCCGCACCAACGCCCAGGCUCCUGACUUCGACAGGCUGUACAUGGCCUUCCAGAGGAAGGCCUUGAAAACGGCAGAAAAGAAAGAUGUAACAAGGUGUCAGCCCUUCCAGUUACGUACCUCCAACCUGCCCCCAAGGCACAGCAGGAAGUCCCUGGAGCCCACACAGGAACAGGGGCCUGAGAGAGAGGCACAUGUCAGGAGGCGUCAGUCUUUUAGCGGCAUUCUGUCGCUUUCAGCAGAUACUCUUCCCACCUACAUCACAGACGCAGAGAGGAGGCGUCACGCCGCCAUCAGAAACUCUUUGGAAGAGAAGAAGAACAGAGAGAAGGAGAACACAGAGUGGAUGAAGCAGCACAGGCUGAAAUCUCAAGCACUGAAGAAAACUGUGGCUACGCGGGCCAGAUCCAUGGACCCACACAAGUCUCUAAAAGAGGUCUACAGGGAAAAGUUAAAGCAACACAGGCAGACUGACCAGCAGAGGAUGAGGGAGUACAGGAAGGAGCUGCAGGAGAUGAAGACUCGCGUUCAGGUUCGCCCCUACCUGUUCGAACAGGUGACACAGAAAAAUGCAAAGUCAGAGGCAGAACGACGAUACAGAGACACGCUGCAGGAGGUCGGUCUGAACGAGCAAUUUGUGAGAAGUAAAGGGGAGAAAGCAGGGGAAACACCCCCCUUUUUAUCUGAUGAGGAGGAUGCCGAAAGCAGUACUCAUGACACCCAUCGCAGGACAGAGAGUGUGAGAAGUUCAGCGGAAAACCAAGCAGUAGAAGAGGAGGAAAAUGCGGAGACCAAGUAAACCAAAGAGGAAGAAACGUGAUGACUAUAAUGAGUAGUUUGUACAUUUCCCAGCUGUGCAGAUCUGCACUUGUAUUCACCAACAGUAUGUAUAGAUUCAAGUUAUAGACAAAAACCUCUUCUGAAUUAAACAACCCUCUGAUUUUAUUUUUCCAUCAGUUCUAAAGGUGCUAAAUAUGCCUUUUAAAGAUAAGAAUGAUAGAAUAUGGUCAUUCACAUGGGUCAGCAUGGUAAGACGAGUUACAACUUGUUGAAUGUUUAAUAAUAUAUUUUUUAAUAAGUGAUCACAAGUAUUUGGUUGUGUUUGGUUUAUCUUCUGUGUAUGCAAGUUUAAUAUUAAAUAUUUUAUAAUAUUAAUAAUAGGAAUUAAUAAAAUUCACAUUCUAAUACUGAAA
Messenger RNA from Lepisosteus oculatus (spotted gar), 2650 nucleotides. RefSeq names its product FAM161 centrosomal protein B (gene fam161b). Gene Ontology annotation, biological process: cilium organization. Gene Ontology annotation, cellular component: cilium. The record is from RefSeq and is a predicted model, not a curated record. Lineage: Eukaryota; Metazoa; Chordata; Actinopteri; Semionotiformes; Lepisosteidae.